AUGGCGCCUGAGAUUACCAGCUGGGAAGAGUUACUUUGGGUAUAUGAAGUGUUUGACGACGAAACUGAAGACUUCAAACAUACCCAAAUCGCAAAGGUGGACGAUGACAAGAUAUUCUACUGCGAGAUAAGCAAACCAAAGACAGACAUCACGUUUCAAGAAAUCACCACCUCCCUCACUCGACUUCCUGACGACGAAAUCUUCCCACCGUGGCCCCAAGCCCUCACCACAACCAAGGCUCCUCAAGAGCUCCCUCCAGCCAUUUUCAUCAAACGGCCUCAAAUAGAACUGUAUGGCUUUUUUUCAAAGCGUGAGGCUGCGCAUCUCCUCCGCGAGGGAUUGGUAGAGGAGGCAGAAGCCAUGGAAGUGCUAAGGAGCCAGCCUCACCCGAAUAUUGUUGGAUAUCAUGGUUGCCAUGUUCGGCGUGGAUACAUCACUGGGCUUGUCCUGGACCGACACCCCUACGACUUGAACGAUUUCAUAAAGAGUGGCCAAACCAUUCAAGAUGAAGAUCUCUUCAUGGAAUCACUGCACGCGGCAGUUUCUCACUUGCACGCGCUUGGCUGGGCCCAUAACGACCUGCACCCCGCAAACGUCCUUGUGGCAGAGGACGGUAGGCCCAUUCUGAUCGACUUUGGCUCGUGUCGGAGAAUCGGGGAGAAGUUGUCAACUAGCCGUGGUACGAUGGGCUGGAUUGAUUGCGAGAUGAAGGACUAUACAACGUCAGAGAUGCACCAUGAUACGUUUGCUCUCGACAAGAUCCGUACGUGGUUAAGUAACCCGACACCUAUGGAUUAA
Molecule: messenger RNA, 798 nt
Organism: Trichoderma aggressivum f. europaeum
Lineage: Eukaryota; Fungi; Ascomycota; Sordariomycetes; Hypocreales; Hypocreaceae
Exons: 1
Coding region: 1-798 (265 amino acids)
Biological process (GO): protein phosphorylation; mitotic DNA damage checkpoint signaling
Cellular component (GO): nucleus
Molecular function (GO): protein serine/threonine kinase activity; ATP binding
Source: RefSeq, a predicted model, not a curated record